Molecule: messenger RNA, 690 nt
Organism: Acyrthosiphon pisum (pea aphid)
Lineage: Eukaryota; Metazoa; Arthropoda; Insecta; Hemiptera; Aphididae
Exons: 2
Coding region: 205-633 (142 amino acids)
Source: RefSeq, a predicted model, not a curated record
UAUUAAAAUCCGUACAAAAGUUCUAAAAAAAGUGUGCCCUACUAGGUGAGGAGCUCGACAUGAUGCAAUAUUUUCCUUGAAAGAACGUUAUAUAGAUGAUCGUUGACUCACAUUAUUCUAAAUAGUAAUAAAACAUCAGAAAAAACAUUAGCCAGUGGAUUAAAAAAAAAGUUGGAAACAUUUGAAUUUAUUUUGAUUCUAUGUAUGUGGGAACAAAUUCUACGUUCUUUGCGUAUUGUAUCAAAACGGCUACAAAAUAUAAAUAAGGAUUUGGAAGCAGCUUCAAACAUGAUACAGAUGGCUGUGACAUCAACUCAAGAUAUCAGAGACAACUACCAGCAUAUUUUAAAUAUUUCAAAAGAAUUAUAUAAAAAAUGGAAUAUACCAGUCACAUAUCCCAACGAACGUAAAAAACAAGCUGUAAAAUAUUUUGAUGAAAUAUAUGGUGAUCGUAGACUUAACACUAAUGAAGAUAAUUUUAAAGUUCAAAUUUUUUUCCCUGUUAUGGACUCUGUUUUAUCACAACUUGUAGCUCGAUUUAAAGGAACACAUGAGGUAGUUGAAACUUUUUCAUUUUUAAAUCCUACUUCAUUUUUAUCAAAAACUGAAAAAGAAGUUGUCAAUGCAUCAUGACUUCAUAUUAAAGUAUAGUAAUGAUAUCAGCACAGAUUUUACCCGACAAUUAUUAAG